GAAUCCAUUUAAGAGAAGUAAAAGCAUAUCAUAUCCUGUUGAUCUCUUUGAAAGAUGUUAAUAAAUACUCAAAAAGCCGGUCAUUACAGAGGAGUUUACUUCCAUGCUCUUUUUGUGAAGAAGCAGCUCCCACCAAGAAAUCUUCCAAAGAAGGAAAUCAGCACCAACCCCCAUACCAACUAAUGCUACAAAAAACUGACUAAAAGUUCCUUCUUUUCUUCCUGUUGGCUGACACUGUUCAGAACUAUUAUUGGCUGUUUCAUUUUUCUUUUAAAUGAGCAAGCUGAAUGACUGGGAGGAGAAAGGCAGGAAAGAGAGAGAGACAGACAGAGAGAGACAGAGAGACAGAGACAGAGACAGAGACAAAGAGACGGACACAGAGAAAGAAACUACAGAAGCCAGGAAGUACGGAACCUACAGAGAAAGAAACAUGUCUUUACCUCUCUUCAGCUCCAUGCCUGAAAUGGAACCAAAUGGAACCUUGAACAACAGCAACAUGUACUGCACGAUUGAAAACUUCAAGCAAGAAUUUUACCCAAUCAUAUAUCCAAUAAUAUUUAUCUGGGGAGUCUUGGGAAAUGGCUUUUCUGUAUACAUCUUCCUACAGCCUUAUAAGAAGUCGACAUCUGUGAAUGUUUUCAUGCUCAACCUCGCCAUUUCAGAUCUCUUGUUCACAAUCACUCUGCCCUUUCGGGCUGACUACUAUUUUAGAGGUUCUGACUGGAGAUUUGGGGACCUGGCCUGCAGAAUUAUGUCUUAUUCCUUGUAUGUGAACAUGUACACCAGCAUUUACUUCCUAACUGUGCUGAGUGUGGUGCGUUUCCUGGCCACUGUCCACCCGCUUCAGCUCUUGCACCUCACCAGCAUCAGGAGUGCCUGGAUUCUCUGUGCCGUCAUCUGGGCCUUCAUCAUGGCUUCCUCAUCAGUGCUUCUGAAGAGUGGCUCUGAGAAGAAGGACAACAUCACAUCGUGUUUGGAACUGAAUUCUCAAAAGCGUGAGAAGCUGCUGGUCAUGAACCACAUUGCCUUGGUGGUAGGCUUCCUGAUACCAUUCUUCACACUCACCACCUGUUACCUGCUGAUCAUUCGGGUCCUGUUAAAGGUAGAAAUUCCAGAACUGGGCCUGCGGGCUUCGCACAGGAAAGCUCUGACCACCAUCGUCAUUGCCUUGAUCAUCUUCCUUUUGUGUUUCCUGCCUUAUCACACACUGAGGACCCUCCACCUGGUCACGUGGCACAAGGACUCAUGUGGGGACUGGCUGCAUAAAGCUGUGGUCAUCACAUUGUCCUUGGCUGCUGCCAACUGCUGCUUCAAUCCUUUCCUCUAUUACUUUGCUGGGGAGAAUUUCAAGGAUAGAUUAAAGGCUGUACUCAGUAAAGAACAUCUACAGAAGGCAAAGAUGAAGUUCAGACUUCCUAUAUGUAUGUGGAUGAAAACAGAAACAAGAUUGUAAAGUGUUAUUAGAAAACUACUGGAAGAUGUACAUCUUCAACACAAGAGAUUAAAUCAAGAGAGAAAAACAUGGCAGCUCUGAACCAAGGAAUCUGACUCAGGGGAAGAAGGAAGAAAAUUACCAGGAUAUUGGUGUACAGAUGAGUUCAGAAAGCACCUUGUGCAGAUUGGAGCAAUCUCAAAGGACUCUUAGAGGGACAUUGCCAAGAAAAACAGGAAACCAACUGAUUCACACAUCUUGAGAGGAGUUUUUAUUUCUUUUGGUGAGCUUGGGAUUAAUUGGGGAUACAUAUAUAGGAAAAUAAGCAAAUAAGAAGAGAAUACAGUUAUUAAGUGCUACAGAAAAAGAUAUAUUGUAUAAAAGAAGGAAUAUACCU
This is a messenger RNA of Dipodomys spectabilis (banner-tailed kangaroo rat), 1829 nucleotides long. RefSeq names its product cysteinyl leukotriene receptor 2 (gene Cysltr2). Bases 275 to 1453 code for a protein of 392 amino acids. The transcript has 3 exons. Gene Ontology annotation, molecular function: leukotriene receptor activity. Gene Ontology annotation, cellular component: plasma membrane. The record is from RefSeq and is a predicted model, not a curated record. Gene Ontology annotation, biological process: G protein-coupled receptor signaling pathway. NCBI's taxonomy places the organism in Eukaryota, Metazoa, Chordata, Mammalia, Rodentia, Heteromyidae.